UGGUCACCAAGGUGAACCCAGAAUGGUUCCCACCUUAACAUCGGCCCUGCUCGUGACGUCAGGUCGGAAAUAUACCAAAGCGAGCGGCGGCCAGGAGUCCGGGGAGCGCGGCGGCGCGGCGAUUGGGCGGCGGGCUCUGACGCGCGCUGACGCGCGGAGACUUUAGGUGCGUGUUGGCCGCGGCGGCGCGAGCCACAUAAACAAAGGCACAUUGGCCGCCAGGGCCAGUCCUCCCGGAGGCUCGCGCUCGGCGCCGCGGUCCUGCUCGCCGGUCCCGCCGGCCGCCUUCCGCGCGGCUCCCUCUCGGCUCUCGGCGUCCCGGCCCCCUUCGCCCCUCUCGCCCGCCCCUCCCCGACCCUGCUCCCGGACUCCCGGAGGGAACUACACUUCGGCCGAGUUGAAUGAAUGAAGAGAGACGCGGAGAACUCCUAAAUGAGGAGGAGAUCUGACAGGCUGGGCUCUCCAAUGCUUUUCUAAAAAUCUUGGAAACUUUAUCCUUCAUUGCUUUACGACACUGUCCACCUUUAAGUUCCUUGAAAACGCCUGUAACUCGGCUGAAGCCAUGCCUUGUGUUCAGGCGCAGUAUGGGUCCUCGCCUCAAGGAGCCAGCCCCGCUUCUCAGAGCUACAGUUACCACUCUUCGGGAGAAUACAGCUCCGAUUUCUUAACUCCAGAGUUUGUCAAGUUUAGCAUGGACCUCACCAACACUGAAAUCACUGCCACCACUUCUCUCCCCAGCUUCAGUACCUUUAUGGACAACUACAGCACAGGCUACGACGUCAAGCCACCUUGCUUGUACCAAAUGCCCCUGUCCGGACAGCAGUCUUCCAUUAAGGUAGAAGACAUUCAGAUGCACAACUACCAGCAGCACAGCCACCUGCCCCCCCAGUCCGAGGAGAUGAUGCCGCACUCCGGGUCGGUUUACUACAAGCCCUCCUCGCCCCCGACGUCCUCCACCCCGGGCUUCCAGGUGCAGCACAGCCCCAUGUGGGACGACCCAGGCUCCCUCCACAACUUCCACCAGAACUACGUGGCCACCACGCACAUGAUCGAGCAGAGGAAAACGCCCGUCUCCCGCCUCUCCCUCUUCUCCUUUAAGCAGUCGCCCCCCGGCACCCCCGUGUCCAGCUGCCAGAUGCGCUUCGACGGGCCCCUGCACGUCCCCAUGAACCCGGACCCGGCGGGCAGCCACCACGUUGUAGACGGGCAGACCUUCGCGGUGCCCAACCCCAUCCGAAAGCCCGCGUCCAUGGGCUUCCCGGGCCUGCAGAUCGGCCACGCGUCGCAGCUGCUCGACACGCAGGUGCCCUCGCCGCCGUCGCGGGGCUCCCCCUCCAACGAGGGGCUGUGCGCGGUGUGCGGCGACAACGCGGCCUGCCAGCACUACGGCGUGCGCACCUGUGAGGGCUGCAAGGGUUUCUUCAAGCGCACGGUGCAAAAGAACGCAAAAUACGUGUGUUUAGCAAAUAAAAACUGCCCAGUGGACAAGCGGCGCAGGAAUCGCUGUCAGUACUGCCGGUUUCAGAAGUGCCUGGCUGUUGGGAUGGUCAAAGAAGUGGUUCGCACGGACAGUUUAAAAGGCCGGAGAGGUCGUUUACCUUCCAAACCGAAGAGCCCACAGGAGCCCUCUCCCCCCUCGCCCCCGGUGAGUCUGAUCAGUGCCCUCGUCAGGGCCCAUGUCGACUCCAACCCGGCUAUGACCAGCCUGGACUAUUCCAGGUUCCAGGCGAACCCUGACUAUCAGAUGAGUGGAGAUGACACCCAGCAUAUCCAACAAUUCUAUGAUCUCCUGACUGGUUCCAUGGAGAUCAUCAGGGGCUGGGCCGAGAAGAUUCCGGGCUUUGCUGACCUGCCCAAAGCCGACCAGGACCUGCUUUUUGAAUCGGCUUUCUUAGAACUGUUUGUGCUGCGAUUAGCAUACAGGUCCAACCCAGUGGAGGGUAAACUCAUCUUUUGCAAUGGGGUGGUCUUGCACAGGUUGCAAUGCGUUCGUGGCUUUGGGGAAUGGAUUGACUCCAUUGUUGAAUUCUCCUCCAACUUGCAGAACAUGAACAUCGACAUUUCUGCCUUCUCCUGCAUUGCUGCCCUGGCUAUGGUCACAGAGAGACAUGGGCUCAAGGAACCCAAGAGAGUGGAAGAACUACAAAACAAGAUUGUCAAUUGUCUCAAAGACCACGUGACUUUCAAUAACGGGGGUUUGAACCGCCCCAACUACUUGUCCAAACUGUUGGGGAAGCUCCCAGAACUCCGUACUCUUUGCACACAGGGUCUACAGCGCAUUUUCUACCUGAAACUGGAAGACUUGGUACCACCGCCAGCAAUAAUUGACAAACUUUUUCUGGAUACUUUACCUUUCUAGACCUCCUCCCAUGCACUUCAAAGGAACUGGAAAGAAAACCUAAAACUGUCCAGAGGGGGCAAGUCACAAGGGCAGAGAUAACCCCUUGAGCUGUCUCAGCUCUAGCCACCCCACCCCAUCCAUAACCCCCCAGCCCCUUAAUCCUUAAAGGAAAACAAAAAAACAGAAAACAAAAACUGUUGCUAUUUCCUAACCUGCAGGCAGAACCUGAAAGGGCAUUUUGGCUCGGGGCAUCCUGGAUUUAGAACAUGGACUACACACAAUGCAGUGGUAUAAACUUUUUAUUAUCAGUUUAAAAAUCAGUUAAAUGUUCAGAAGAAAGAUUCCUAAUGUAUGAUGGGAAAUGUUUGGCCACAUUUGGUUGUUGCAGUUAAGAGAAAUGUUAUAUAUACACACACACACACAGACACACAAACACACACACAGACACACACACAUACACACACAUCGUAAGGGGACCCAUAAGUAUUGCCCUUUAAAAGACUUCAAAGUUUUCUGCUGUAAAGAAAGCUGUAAUAUAUAGUAAAACUAAAUGUUGCGUGGGUGGCAUGAGUUGAAGAAGGCAAAGGCUUGUAAAUUUUACCCAAUGCAGUUUGGCUUUUUAAAUUAUUUUGUGCCUAUUUAUGAAUAAAUAUUGCAAAUUCUAAAAGAUAAGUGUUGUUUGCAAAAAAAAAAAAAAUUAUAACUACACAAAAAAGGGACCAGCAUGUUGAUUCUAGGUUGAAAUGUUAUAGGCACUUGCUACUUCAGUAAUGUCUAUAUUAUAUAAAUAGUAUUUCAGACACUAUGUAGUCUGUUAGAUUUUAUAAAGAUUGGUAGUUAUCUGAGCUUAAACAUUUUCUCAAUUGUAAAAUAGGUGGGCACAAGUACUACACUCCAGAACAUCCUGACAAAAGGGACACAUAGUGUUUGUAACACCGUCCAACAUUCCUUGUUUGUAAGUGUUGUAUGUACCGUUGAUGUUGAUAAAAGAAAGUUUAUAUCUUGAUUAUUUUGUUGUCUAAAGCUAAACAAAACUUGCAUGCAGCAGCUUUUGACUGUUUCCAGAGUGCUUAUAAUACACAUAACUCCCUGGAAAUUACUGAGCACUUUGAAUUUUUUUGUUUUUUUUUUAAUGUCUAAAAUUGUCAGUUAAUAUAUUAUUUUAUGUUUGAGUAAGAAUUUUAAUAUUGCCAUAUUCUGUAGUAUUUUUCUUUGUAUACUUCCAGUAUGGCACAUGAUAUGAGUCACUGCCUUUUUUUUCUAUGGUGUAUGACAGUUAGAGACACUGAUUUUUUUUUCUGAUAAAUUCUUUCUUUGAGAAAGACAAUUUUAAUGUUUACAACAAUAAACUAUGUAAAUGAACAGAA
Molecule: messenger RNA, 3708 nt
Organism: Eptesicus fuscus (big brown bat)
Lineage: Eukaryota; Metazoa; Chordata; Mammalia; Chiroptera; Vespertilionidae
Gene: NR4A2
Product: nuclear receptor subfamily 4 group A member 2
Exons: 8
Coding region: 563-2359 (598 amino acids)
Biological process (GO): cellular response to corticotropin-releasing hormone stimulus; central nervous system neuron differentiation; dopaminergic neuron differentiation
Cellular component (GO): transcription regulator complex; nucleus
Molecular function (GO): zinc ion binding; RNA polymerase II cis-regulatory region sequence-specific DNA binding; nuclear glucocorticoid receptor binding
Source: RefSeq, a predicted model, not a curated record